CUCGUUACACUCAGAACACAAAAAUGAUUGCAAAGAACUUUCUUCUCACUACCGCUAUAGCGACCCUUGCCCUCGCUGGCAGUCCAGUUGGAAGCGGCCAAUGGACCGAAGUUCAUCCCGAGUUUCAUUUACAACAAUGUGCUGGAGGGGAGGUUUCUGGGGAUAGCUAUACCCUCCCUAAGUCACCUAAUGGCAGCACCAGUGGCUCAGGCUGCCGCAAUGGUCACUUACGUGCUGAGCGCAGCUAUGAGAAUCACUACACCUCAGGGGUACAUCAGUUUGGAGGCGAGUUCAAUAUCACCUCUCUGACCGGUACCCACAUCGCGCUCAAGCAGACCCACGGUGUCAACUCCAACUUUUUCAUAAUGGGCAUUAAGAACAACGGUGAUAUCUAUGAAAUACAUAGCGGCAGACCCAUUGCUAGUGGUGUAGCAAAGGUCGGUACUACUGUGCGAAUCAACACGAUACACGAUACCAAUAAGAAGACGUAUGCUCUCUACAUAAACGGCAAGUUGUCGUAUACCGACGAUAACGCCCCCAGCGGCGAUGCCUAUUAUGACAAGUGUGGUGCCUAUGCGGCCACUAGCGGCUACGGUACUAUUACUGUUAACUGGGACGAUGUCCAAUUCUGGACCCAGUAGAAAUUGGCAAACUGCUAAUUAGGACUGGUGGUCAUGACGGUAUGCACCGAGGCGCUAAGCCUAUUUUCGGAAUAUGGGAGUAAUUACCAUUGCUGUUGUCUGUUUACUCGGCUCGUAUCUUUAAAAGGUAAUCGAUGAAGCAGUAAAGUAUAAAUUUUUGUCAUAUUACUGAGAAGUCAUGUAAAGAACUGCCAACAAACUACCAAGUGCUAGUCUAAUCUGGAGGCUUGAGCGUCGGGGAUGUCAAGGUAACUAGUUAUGUAUAAGAUUAUUACAUAAAUAAGUUAACAACUUUAAAAUGUGAAACACCACCUGUCGGU
Molecule: messenger RNA, 961 nt
Organism: Talaromyces proteolyticus
Lineage: Eukaryota; Fungi; Ascomycota; Eurotiomycetes; Eurotiales; Trichocomaceae
Exons: 1
Coding region: 24-641 (205 amino acids)
Source: RefSeq, a predicted model, not a curated record